Molecule: messenger RNA, 3047 nt
Organism: Equus quagga
Lineage: Eukaryota; Metazoa; Chordata; Mammalia; Perissodactyla; Equidae
Gene: ZPR1
Product: ZPR1 zinc finger
Exons: 14
Coding region: 1191-2570 (459 amino acids)
Cellular component (GO): cytoplasm; nucleus
Molecular function (GO): zinc ion binding
Source: RefSeq, a predicted model, not a curated record
CUGGCUCUGGCUGGGCUCUGCUUUAGAUGACAGCUGUCUGUCACGCCUGGGUUGGAGACCCAUCCUCUUGUACCUGCAUUGUUCACUGGCCUGCUUACCACAGUGGGGUGUCCAUGAAAUGCAGGCUCCUGAGGGGCCCUGUCUCCUUUGCUCCUGCUGUUCCAGAUUUUGAAUGGCCUCUUUUUAAGACUGACUCUCUUCUUGAGGACCCCAAACUCUAACCCCCCUCCCCCAUAUACAGAUUCACUUGGUGGCAACAAAGCUCUCAUAGGUCCCUUGGGAACUCUGAAAUUGUGGGUGGGUGAAGUCCAGGGAGGAGGAAAGGGCGAAUGCACCCCGUCCAGCGCCCUUUCCUCCUGGCUCAGCCUGCCCUGCACAGGGUUCUCAGCACCUCCACACCCCCUCACAGCACAGACCCCACAUGAAUCUGGCCUCAUCACGCCCGCAGGCUGUAGCUCUUCCAUGACGCUCUGGAUUUAGCAACAGAACGGGGAGAGAGAUGCCCAGGGAGAGGAGGUGCUGGAAAGGAAAGCUUACCCAAAAAAAGAGGUGUUUUUGCUGUUAUUAGUUAGGAAACUGGAAGAGGUGAGUCAGCUGGGGUUGGGUGUGGUGGGGAUGAGGGGGUGGGAGUAAAAAUGAGGGUUUUGUAUUUGAGGCUGGAAUUUGGGCAGGUGUUCAUGCGGACAGAAAUAGGGAGUGAGAAGAAUAGAAACGGAGAGAGUGACUGAGGAACUGAGAGAGGGGGAUCUAGGGCGAAGCAGCAUCUGGCCCAACAGUGGAUGGAAGGAGGCCCAGGUCAGAGCGCAUCUCCUCAGGGAUAGCGAGGGACAAGCCAGGUCCCUCGCGGUCACGGCUCUUGUAGUCAGACUUGUGGACCAAUAGUUAGAACCCUGUGCGAUGGAGCUAUUGCCAAGGAGCAAAACACUGCCCUGGGUCUCACAGGACAUACUGGGGGAAGUGACGCCUUAAUUGAGGUGGAAGCAAAGCCCGAAUCCGGCUGGCUGUUGAAGGCUGGACCAUAUAACGCCGGCAACAGAGACGUUUUGUCAGAUACUGUUCCCCGAGGGCGCAGAGUCUGCGGCCCCUUUAAGAAAGGGCGGGGGCGGCAGCUGGCGGAAGUGCCUAAGGAAGGGUGGGGUCACGAGAAGAGCGGAAGCCGGAAGUCAAAGCCAGAAUUGCGCGUGGUGGUGAUGGCGGCUGACGGGGCUGUGGAGCCCGGGCCCCCGGCGGCUGUUGCCGCCCCCUCGUCAGCCCCGGCCCGGGCUCCUGCCUCGGGGCGCUUAUUCCGGCCCAUCAGCGCCGAGGACGAGGAGCAGCAGCCCACCGAGAUCGAGUCGCUAUGCAUGAACUGUUUCCGCAACGGCAUGACGCGCCUCUUGCUCACCAAGAUCCCCUUCUUCAGAGAAAUAAUCGUGAGCUCCUUUUCCUGCGAGCACUGUGGCUGGGACAACACGGAGAUCCAGUCGGCAGGCAGGAUCCAGGACCAGGGAGUGCGCUACACUUUGACCGUCAGGACCCCGGAGGACAUGAACAGAGAAGUAGUGAAGACUGACUCUGCCACCACAAGGAUCCCAGAGUUGGAUUUUGAAAUUCCUGCCUUCAGUCAGAAGGGAGCUCUGACCACUGUUGAAGGCUUGAUCAGCCGUGCUGUCUCUGGCCUGGAGCAGGAUCAGCCCACACGAAGGGCAAAUGAAGACGCUAUAGCGGAAAGAAUUGAUGAGUUCAUUGUCAAACUGAAAGAGCUAAAGCAAGUGGCCUCUCCUUUCACUCUGAUCAUUGAUGAUCCCUCAGGGAACAGCUUUGUGGAAAACCCACAUGCUCCCCGGAAAGAUGAUGCCCUGGUGAUCACACACUAUAACCGGACUCUGCAGCAGGAAGAGAUGCUGGGGCUCCAGGCAGAGGCACCAGAAGAGAAGCCAGAAGAAGAAGAUCUCAGAAAUGAAGUGCUACAGUUCAACACAAACUGCCCGGAAUGCAAUGCUCCGGCUCAGACCAACAUGAAGCUAGUUCAAAUCCCCCACUUUAAGGAGGUUAUCAUCAUGGCUACCAACUGCGAGAACUGCGGCCAUCGGACCAACGAGGUGAAAUCUGGAGGAGCAGUAGAGCCCUUGGGCACCAGGAUCACCCUCCACAUCACAGAUCCCUCAGAUAUGACCAGAGACCUGCUCAAGUCUGAGACGUGUAGUGUGGAAAUCCCAGAGCUGGAGUUUGAACUGGGAAUGGCUGUCCUUGGUGGCAAGUUCACCACACUGGAAGGGCUGCUGAAAGACAUCCGGGAACUGGUGACCAAGAACCCUUUCACACUGGGUGACAGUUCUAAUCCUGGCCACACGGAGAAACUGCAGGAGUUUAGCCAGAAGUUGGACCAGAUCCUUGAGGGUAGCCUGAAGGUCCACUUUAUUAUGAACGAUCCAGCAGGAAACAGCUACUUGCAGAACGUGUAUGCACCUGAAGAUGAUCCUGAGAUGAAAGUGGAGCGUUAUAAGCGCACAUUUGACCAAAACGAGGAGCUGGGGCUCAAUGACAUGAAGACGGAGGGCUAUGAGACAGGCCUGGCCCCACAGCGGUAGCAGUGGGUGGUUCCCGGCCAGCCUCCAGCACCGCUCUGACCGCAGGGUUAUUUAUUACUAUUGGAAAAGGCUGGGAGCAUCCUCCCCACCAGGCCUCGCCCUUGUGGGGAGGGUACCUGGUCUGAGUCAGAGAUCUAGGUACACUUUGUAAACAGUUUGUGAUGCCAGUGCAAGCUUGUUGGGUUAUUUGACCUUAUUUUGGAGGUUUCUGAAUCGGUUUGGGAAGAAAGCCGGAAAAUGAACCAUGGGGCAUGUCAUCAUCACUUUGUUCCUGUCAUGUCUUUACCCUCUCUCCACACAGUGCUGUCUCCUCUAGGGUUGCAACUCUAAAGGUGAACAAGGUGGAACAGAGCUACAGCUGGAGUUGGGGAGUUGGUGUUGGGUAUAUAAAGUAUGGACUUUGAGCAGGAAAUGAGUUCUGAGGGGGGAGUCCAGCACAGGUGAAGAAGUUCUCAUUAAAACCAUGGCUUCCAAACA